AUGCUAGAGUUUGUCAUCACCACUCCGCCGUCGCGCCGCAUUGUGUGCCGAAAUGAGGCGACGUACAUCUACUUUUGGCCCUACCUCUUCUCUCGCGAAGUCCCGGGUGCGCUGCAGUUGUGCCGGUGGGCUGCACGUCGUGGUGCAGCCGUGCACGGUGCUGUCCGCCUGCAGCCCAGUGAGACACCCAACGAAGCGCAUCGAUGCUAUCUGAAAGUAACACGCCCCGUCGCCGCAGGCCGCACGCUCAUUUCGCUUCCGGCAGCGCUUUCUCUGAGUGUCAGCUCUCCAGAGUCGCGCAAAGGCACCUUCAUCGGACGCUACAGCACCCUUGAGAGACUUGCACAGCUCCUCGCCCGUGAACUGCACAACUCGCGCAGCCCUCAUCGCGCCUAUCUCGAGUUUCUGCAUGACCUGCACAACUCGGGGACGGAAGAGGUAUCGGACACGCUUCUUGCCGGGCUCCACUACGAGCGUGCUGCGGUACUGGUUGAUCAACUGGAUGCCAUGUACGCCGGGAACUCGCUGCAGGCACGCGGGGCUGCCAACGCGCCGUUCCUGGAUAAGGAGCAGCUGACCUCUGCAAGUCAGCGCGUGGAGUGGGUGCGGCUGCAACAACUGCAGCGUCGCCUUGAGCAAGGCGUGCCCCACUUUGCCGCCAAAUCAACAGCCUGGGCGUUGUCUAUGGCGCUGAGUCGCGCAAUGGAGGACGACGCGGAGGGGCUCAGCCUUUAUCCGCUGAUCGACUUUUGCGCCCAUAGCUUUGAGCCAAACGCAUACGUCUGUGUAGGCGAAGACGAGCGCAUUGCACCCGUGCGGUCGGUGCGCUGGGCAGAUUCGAGCGGAGCGCCCCUCGUGCACGUCGUGACGCGACGUUUGCUGCGCGCAGGCGAAAAGGUUACCCUGCGGUGGCAUUGGCGGCCUGUCAAGACGACGGAGGAUGCAGAAUUUUGGCAGAUGCGCUUCGGCUACGUUCCGCAGUCAGUGUAG
Leishmania mexicana MHOM/GT/2001/U1103 is the source of this 990-nucleotide messenger RNA. RefSeq lists its product as hypothetical. The coding region runs from base 1 to 990 and encodes 329 amino acids. Lineage: Eukaryota; Euglenozoa; Kinetoplastea; Trypanosomatida; Trypanosomatidae. Gene Ontology annotation, biological process: peptidyl-lysine monomethylation. The record is from RefSeq and is a predicted model, not a curated record. Gene Ontology annotation, molecular function: protein-lysine N-methyltransferase activity. The transcript has a single exon.